AUGGGCGGAGCUUCCCGUGGCCACGCCCCCAUCCCUCAGCCAAUGGCGUGGCGCCGCACCCCUCCCUGCGGGGCCGCGCCGAGCCGAGCCGGGCCGAGCGGAGCGGAGGCGAGCCGAGCCCAGGCGGAACCGAGCGGAGCCGAACCGAGCCGAACCGAGCCGAGCCGGACCGAGCGGAGGAGCGCCCCGGGGGGGCCCGGCCCCGGCCCCGCCAUGCAGUGGGGCCGCGCGGCGCUGCGCCUAUCGCGGGCGUUGUGCCUGCUGCUGUCGGCGCCGCUCUGCCCGCAGGGGGCGAGGGGACGGCGGGUGACGCGGAGCAGCUGGCACACGUGCAGGCAGAAGCAGCAGCUGGCCAAGGCGCGCGCCGCCGAGCUGGGGACGGCGGCCGAGGGCGAGAAGCUGCACAGCGACAGCGGGGUCUUCCUGGACACGCACAGCCUGCAGGAGCCCCACCAGAUCGGCAAGGCGCCCCGUCUCGAAGCCCGACCCUACAGCGCCAUCCCACAGCAGCGACGGGAGGAGGUGGAGCGGCUGCUGGAGAGCGGAGGGCCCGGGGGGGACUGGCGGGGGCUGGCCGCCCGCCUGGGCUACGGGGACGAGGCCAUCGGAGCCUUCGCCCGUGGCCAGGCGCCCGCCCGCACCCUGCUCGCCACGUGGGCGGCCAAUGAAGGGGCCACGGUGGAAGCCCUGUGCCUGGCCCUGGCCGCCGUGGGACGCCAGGACGUGGCCGAGUGCCUGGCGGGGCCGGGGGACGCCAGCUCGGUGGUGUGAGCCCAACCAGGGGGCUCCAGUGCAGCCAGGAGGAGGAGGAGGAUGGGACACGGGGACACUUGGUUCCCCUUGGGCGGGUGAGCCCUUGGCCACCAGCGGCUGCGUGCUGCCGUAUUACUUUUUUUUUAAGUCAUUUUUUGUACUUUUCCGGGGAGGGUUGGGGGGUGGGAGAUGCCCUUUUUGUAUUUGGGGGUCUCCACGUGGGGACGGGGCGUUGCGCGCCCGUUGCCUGCGGUGGUUGCAUUAAACAGCCAAGGUGCCUUUG
Molecule: messenger RNA, 1036 nt
Organism: Numida meleagris (helmeted guineafowl)
Lineage: Eukaryota; Metazoa; Chordata; Aves; Galliformes; Numididae
Product: death domain-containing membrane protein NRADD-like
Exons: 3
Coding region: 1-771 (256 amino acids)
Biological process (GO): Rho protein signal transduction
Cellular component (GO): cell surface; plasma membrane
Molecular function (GO): nerve growth factor binding; coreceptor activity; death receptor activity
Source: RefSeq, a predicted model, not a curated record